Chrysochloris asiatica (Cape golden mole) is the source of this 1329-nucleotide messenger RNA. It is a transcript of the gene TMEM44, whose product is annotated as transmembrane protein 44. Lineage: Eukaryota; Metazoa; Chordata; Mammalia; Afrosoricida; Chrysochloridae. The record is from RefSeq and is a predicted model, not a curated record. The transcript is spliced from 11 exons. The coding region runs from base 7 to 1329 and encodes 440 amino acids.
CGAGCCAUGGAGGAGGUGUCCAGCUCCGCACCCGCGCCAGUGCUUUGGGACUGGGACUACCUGGACCAUUGCUUCGCUCACCACCGCGUCUGCAUCUCCUUCGGCCUCUGGAUCUGCUCCUCCUCCUGCUGGAUCGCCGCCCACGCGCUGCUUCUCUCCCUGAGAUGUACAAAGAAACCUGGACAGGACCAGUCAGCACUGUGUGCUGCGUGCUGCCUCCUGACCAGCCUGUGUGACACUGUUGGGGCUGUCCUGGCCAGACAGCUCACCAUCCAGGUUUUCACCGGUGCCUACCUAGCAACUGUCGACUUAGUGAACUUCAUGUUCAUUCUCUUCCCAGUCUGCAGCUCCAAAUUCAAGUCACAUUCGGGCCGGGGCUCCCGGGAGAGGAAGAGGAAACUACGGCUCAGGGUGGGCAUAUUUGCUCUGGCCCUGCCACUGAGUCUGGGCCCAGGCUGGGCUUUCUGGGCAUCUGUUCCGAAGGCUUCAGACCCAGUCCAGGGGCCACAGAGGAGACUUCUGGGAAGCCUGCUGCAGGAAAAUAUUGAAGUCUUCGGCUACCUGCUGGGUGGGAUCGCCGCCUUCGGCUCCUGGGCCUCCCGGAUUCCUCCACUCUCCAGAAUCUGCCAGGGGAAGACUUUUCCCUCCCUCCACCUGUGGAUGCGGUUCCUGUUGGCUCUGGCCGGCCUCCUCUAUGCCUCGGCCAUUGUAGCCCAUGACCGGCGGCCUGAGUACCUACUGCGGGCCACACCCUGGUUCCUGACAUCCCUCAGCCGUGCUGCGCUGGACCUGGCUAUCAUUUUCCUUUCCUGUGUGAUGAAGAGCAAGAUGAGGCGGGUCUUGGGACUUGCCGCAGAAGCCACAGAAAGCCCUGACACCCAAGCCCUUUUACCCUGUACAGAAAAAGAUGAAGAAGAAAGCCAGGCGAAUUCAGAUUGGAUGCCUCUCACCACACUACCAAACUGCAAGUCGUUCAGGACGAUGGAAGCCAUCAGCAGCUACAUGAAGCUGACCAUUGAGCCUGUGCAGCAGGCUGGCUGCAGUGCCACCAGGCUGCCUGGCGACGGACAGACGAGCACUGGAGAUGUGUCCCUGCAGGAGCCCCCCUCGUACCCUCCCGUUCAGGUCAUCCAGGCCCGCGUGUCUUCCAGCAGCUCUUCUGAGGUCUCCUCCAUCAACUCUGACCUGGAGAAGUAUUGGGAGGCCCUAAACUCAGAGCAGGCAUAUCAGGCAGAUGACCACAUGAGUGUAGGGGAAAAGUGUUCCCCACCGAUAACACAUUCUCACGUGCUGCUACUGCUGCGGCCGCGCCAGCCACCAGCCUUCUAA